Molecule: messenger RNA, 1909 nt
Organism: Myripristis murdjan (pinecone soldierfish)
Lineage: Eukaryota; Metazoa; Chordata; Actinopteri; Holocentriformes; Holocentridae
Product: keratin, type II cytoskeletal 8-like
Exons: 9
Coding region: 28-1278 (416 amino acids)
Cellular component (GO): keratin filament
Source: RefSeq, a predicted model, not a curated record
AACGUCCACCUGCUGCUUCAUAACAACAUGUCCAAGCCCGGAGCGUACAGCAGCCAGUCCUGCUCCCCGGCCGGGAGGGCAGGAGCGCCCAGGAGCUACCCGACCGGCCCGUCGCACGACUCCAAAGUGGACCCGCAGGACCAGUCCGCCAAGACCAAGGAGAAGGACCAGAUGGUUGGACUCAACGACAAGUUCGUCGCCUUCAUCAAUAAGGUGAAGCACCUGGAGGAUAAGAACAAGGUCCUGGAGACGAGGCUGAAGAUCCUCCAGGAGCAGGAUAACUACAAGGGCAAAAUCGACGACACCGUGAAGCGGCUGGAGUGCGAGCUGCAGCAGCAGAUGGACGGCCUGGAGCACGACCAGGCCAAACUGGAGGCCGAGCUGCGGAAGAGCCAGGAGGAGGUGGAUCACACCAGGAUGAAGUAUGAGGAUGAGUUCCAGAAGAAGACCGAACUGGAAAAUGAGUUUGUCAUUUGCAAAAAGGAUGUAGAUGAAGGUCACUUGGGGACAGUGGACCUGGCUCUGGAGGCAGAGGACCUCAUGGGAAAGCUGGAGUUCCUCAGGGAGGGCUACGAUGAAGAGAUCAAGGAGCUGGUGUCGCAGAUCCAGAACACCACAGUGGUUGUGCGUGACACCGCCAAACGGGCGCUGGACAUGGAUGAGAUCAUCGAGAGCGUCAAGGCGCAGUACGCCGACAUGGCCGCCCGCACCAGGGAGGAGGCCGAGCAGUGGAACCAGAAGAAGAUGGACGCUCUGGUCCUCAGUGCAGGGAAGCACGAGCAGGACGUGCGUGAUGUCAAGAAGGAGAUCGCAGACAUGCUGCGCCUCACCCAGAGGCUCAAUGGGGAGCUGGAGGCCCUCAAGAAGAAGAAAGAGUCCCUGGAGAGAGACAUUUUGGAUGCGGAGGGAGACGGUCAGAGGAACCUGGAGGAGGCCCGUGACAGCAUCGUCCAGCUGGAGGAGGCCCUGAGGCGGGCCAAGCAGGACAUGGCCCGUCAGGUGCGCGAGUACCAGGAGCUGAUGAACCUCAAGCUGGCCCUGGACAUCGAGAUCGCCACCUACCGCAAGCUGCUGGAGGGCGAGGAGAAGAGAAUGGACGACCUCAUGCGUCAGACAGACGAUUACUCGCCGCUGAAGCCGCAGCCGCCAGGGAAGCCUCCACGUAAGGAGCCCAUCAUCCCGGAAAGCUCUCCCGACUCCAAGAAACGCCUGCUGAUCCGAGUGGAAGUGGAGGCAGGCAGAGUGGUGUCUGAAAGCUCCCUGUACACUGAUGAGUGACUGGACCUGCCUGUCAGUCCUCUCUCUGUCAGCGCUAAGGUGCUACCCCAAAUGUGAAUGAAAACAAAAUGAUGAAAUCAAGCUCUAUAUAGGUCAGCCUGUAUUUGCACUCUUAGAAAAAAAAAAAAACAAGUGAUACUGCGUGUAAGGUACCGAACAAAAUGGCUCCUUUGUGUGCUUCCUGGCUUAUCUGGUCAAGUUCAGCCUUUACAAAGAACAUACUGUCUUAUUAUAUUAUCCAACAGUUUUCCUGGAAGCCGUGCUUGAAGUUGCUUGAAGGCAUGUUGUUGAUGCCAAGGUGUUUUUGAAAAGUUCUUAUCUUAGUUUAUGUUCGCCAAGACCCCCAGUGAUGCCUGUUCUGAUCUGACCCGACUGUAUUGUUCUUCCUCUCACACUUUUAAUAUGAUUGUCCUUUUUGUGAAACGGAAGCCCACAUGCCUAACGGUGUGAAGGUUUCGUGAUGAAGUCCAGAAUAAAAAGGGGAUCUUGUGGUGUCAAACAUGUGUUCCUGUUGGCUUUUAUACACAUUGAAGGUAGAGAAGCACACAUAAUAUCAUAUCAUGCACAUACAGCGAGAUAAGCCCCCUACAAUCAAAUGUUAACACUCACAUCACCUUUAACUGUAUUCUGU